GAGCCGGGCUCCCGGCGGAGCUGCAGAGCCGCUGGGGUGGCCGAGCCGCCUGCGAGGCCGGGAUGGCGGCGCCGCUCGCUCCACGCCGGGGAGCCGGGGCUGCCGGCCGGCGCUGGUCGGUGCUGCUGUCGCCCCUGCUGCUGCUGGUGCUGCUGCGGGCGCGGCCCGCGGGGGCCCUGGUGGAGGGGCUGUACUGCGGCACGCGGGACUGCUACGAGGUGCUGGGCGUGAGCCGCUCGGCCGGCAAGGCGGAGAUCGCGCGGGCCUACCGCCAGCUGGCCCGGCGCUACCACCCCGACCGCUACCGGCCCGAGCCCGGCGACGAGGGCCCCGGGAGGACGCCGCAGAGCGCCGAGGAGGCUUUCCUGCUGGUGGCGACCGCCUACGAGACUCUGAAGGAUGAAGAAACACGAAAAGAUUAUGACUACAUGCUGGAUCAUCCAGAAGAGUACUACAGCCAUUACUACCACUACUAUAGCAGGCGCCUAGCCCCUAAAGUAGAUGUUAGAGUAGUGAUUUUGGUCAGCGUGUGUGCUAUUUCGGUGUUUCAGUUUUUCAGUUGGUGGAAUAGCUACAAUAAGGCAAUCAGCUACCUAGCCACAGUACCCAAGUACCGGAUUCAAGCUACAGAAAUCGCCAGGCAGCAGGGGCUGCUCAAAAAAGCCAAAGAAAAAGGCAGAAACAAAAAAUCCAAAGAGGAAAUUCGUGACGAGGAAGAGAACAUCAUAAAGAACAUUAUAAAAAGUAAAAUAGAUAUAAAGGGAGGCUAUCAAAAACCCCAAAUAUGUGAUCUUCUUCUGUUUCAAAUUAUCUUAGCUCCUUUCCACCUGUGCUCUUAUAUAGUCUGGUAUUGCCGAUGGAUCUAUAAUUUUAACAUCAAAGGCAAAGAAUAUGGAGAAGAAGAGAGACUAUAUAUCAUACGUAAAUCUAUGAAGAUGUCAAAGUCUCAAUUUGAUAGUCUAGAAGAUCAUCAGAAAGAAACUUUUCUUAAACGGGAACUCUGGAUAAAGGAGAAUUACGAGGUCUACAAACAAGAGCAAGAGGAAGAAUUAAAGAAGAAAUUGGCAAAUGACCCUAGAUGGAAGAGGUAUAGGAGAUGGAUGAAGAAUGAAGGGCCUGGACGGUUAACAUUUGUGGAUGACUAAAGAUUGGUGGAGUGCUAAUAUGCCAAACCUGAAUCAUGAUUUUAUUUUCAUAACUGAAUUAUUUUAGAAAUGUAUCAAGUGACUGCUCCUCAGCAGUAACUAAAAUUCCUCAAGUGUUUGAUUGAAGAGAAUAAUGUAGAAAUUUAAAUUUUUCCCUUAAAACUUUAUACAUAAGACAUUUAUGAUUAUUCAAUUUUUAUAAUCUGUGGAUUUUGUUAAAAAAUUUCAUGUGGAGAUUUAUUAGUUGCCAUUUAAAAAUUUUAUAUGUUUAGUUAAAAGAUUUGACAUGAAAAUUUAUUAGAUACCAUUUAAAAUUUUU
Microcebus murinus (gray mouse lemur) is the source of this 1464-nucleotide messenger RNA. It is a transcript of the gene DNAJC25, whose product is annotated as DnaJ heat shock protein family (Hsp40) member C25. The record is from RefSeq and is a predicted model, not a curated record. NCBI's taxonomy places the organism in Eukaryota, Metazoa, Chordata, Mammalia, Primates, Cheirogaleidae. Gene Ontology annotation, cellular component: endoplasmic reticulum membrane. Gene Ontology annotation, biological process: protein folding.